UUUUAAAAUUUUUUGCAAAUCGUAAUUCACCACACCACCCGUUGGUAAUCAUUAUAUAUCUAUCUAUAUAUAUUAAUACGCAUACUACUCUCCGUGCUCUCACUUUCAUUUCAAAAACUUCCAGAUUCCUCUUCUUUUGUCUCUUUACCUUUCUCUUCAAUGGCCACUGACACCGAUAAGCUCACACAACUCAAAUCUUCCGUUGCUGGCCUCAGCCAAAUCAGUGAGAAUGAGAAGAAUGGAUUCAUCAAUCUCGUUGCCCGCUAUCUCAGUGGCGAGGCUCAACACGUGGAGUGGAGCAAGAUCCAAACGCCCACUGAUGAGGUGGUGGUUCCUUAUGACACCUUGGCACCUGCUCCUGAAGUUCCAGCGGAAACCAAAAAGCUCUUAGAUAAGCUUGUUGUGUUGAAGCUCAAUGGAGGUUUGGGGACAACAAUGGGCUGCACUGGUCCAAAGUCUGUUAUUGAAGUUCGUAAUGGUUUGACUUUUCUUGACUUGAUUGUUAUCCAGAUUGAGCAUCUCAACUCCAAGUAUGGGUGCAAUGUUCCGUUGCUUCUUAUGAACUCAUUCAACACUCAUGAUGACACAGCAAAGAUUGUAGAAAAAUACUCCAAAUCAAACGUCCAGAUUCAUACUUUUAAUCAGAGCCAGUAUCCUCGUUUGGUGGCUGAUGAUUUUGUGCCAUUUCCAUGCAAAGGGAAGACCGAUAAGGAUGGAUGGUAUCCUCCUGGUCAUGGUGAUGUUUUCCCAUCCUUGAAGAACAGUGGCAAGCUUGAUACUUUAUUGUCACAGGGUAAGGAGUAUGUGUUUGUUGCCAACUCAGAUAACUUGGGUGCUGUUGUUGACUUGAAAAUCUUAAAUCAUUUGGUCCAAAACAAGAAUGAGUACUGUAUGGAGGUGACACCCAAAACCUUAGCUGAUGUGAAGGGUGGUACUCUCAUUUCUUAUGAAGGAAAAGUUCAGCUCCUGGAAAUCGCUCAGGUCCCUGAUCAACAUGUCAAUGAAUUCAAGUCAAUAGAGAAGUUCAAAAUUUUCAAUACAAACAACUUGUGGGCGAACUUAAAUGCGAUCAAAAGACUUGUGGAAGCAGAUGCACUCAAAAUGGAGAUUAUUCCAAAUCCAAAGGAAGUUGAUGGAGUCAAAGUUCUUCAGCUAGAAACUGCAGCUGGUGCAGCAAUUCGGUUCUUUGAUCAUGCCAUUGGUAUUAAUGUGCCUCGCUCUCGAUUCCUUCCAGUAAAGGCAACUUCUGAUCUGCUGCUUGUUCAGUCUGAUCUUUACACCUUGGCUGAUGGCUUUAUUACCCGGAAUCCAGCUAGAAAAAACCCUGCAAAUCCGUCUAUUGAACUGGGCCCUGAAUUUAAGAAGGUCGCUAACUUCUUGAGCCGAUUCAAGUCAAUUCCUAGUAUCAUCGAACUUGAUAGCCUUAAAGUGACGGGUGAUGUAUGGUUUGGUGCUAAUAUAACUCUCAAGGGCAAAGUGACUAUUGAGGCCAAACCUGGAGUGAAGCUGGAAAUUCCUGACGGGGCUGUACUUGAAAACAAGGAAAUCAAUGGUCCUGAGGAUCUCUAAGCAGGUUGUGACAAAUUUUAACGUGGAGUUUCUUCAUCUUUGAUGUUGAAGAAGAUUGAGUCUCGUUUGCGUGUUCUAUUGUCUAUGUUGGAUUUGAGUUACAAAAUUAUUUGAUGAAUAUUUGAUUCAAUCAAAUACCGAUCGUCGAGUGGUUUGGUUUUGCACUUAAUUAAUAUUUCUUCACUA
This is a messenger RNA of Pistacia vera, 1755 nucleotides long. RefSeq names its product UTP--glucose-1-phosphate uridylyltransferase 1. Gene Ontology annotation, biological process: glycogen metabolic process; UDP-alpha-D-glucose metabolic process. Gene Ontology annotation, cellular component: cytoplasm. The coding region runs from base 160 to 1569 and encodes 469 amino acids. Gene Ontology annotation, molecular function: UTP:glucose-1-phosphate uridylyltransferase activity. The transcript has 21 exons. The record is from RefSeq and is a predicted model, not a curated record. Lineage: Eukaryota; Viridiplantae; Streptophyta; Magnoliopsida; Sapindales; Anacardiaceae.